Messenger RNA from Phalaenopsis equestris, 747 nucleotides. RefSeq names its product ferredoxin-dependent glutamate synthase, chloroplastic-like. Gene Ontology annotation, molecular function: oxidoreductase activity. The annotation marks the transcript as partial. The record is from RefSeq and is a predicted model, not a curated record. Lineage: Eukaryota; Viridiplantae; Streptophyta; Magnoliopsida; Asparagales; Orchidaceae. The transcript has 6 exons.
AUGCAUGUUUAUCCUCAUGCUUAUGAGAAAAGUUUACUUAUGUUAGGCGUGCGCAACGCUGCGUACAACAGGGAUGUUACUCAGAGGGUAUUGGGGGAUUAUAUCCGCGUUAUCUUUCUGUCCUGCUAUAAGAUAGCGGAGGCAAUUGAACGUGAAAAGGAGGUUACAAAGGAAGUGGAAAUUCACAAUGUUGAUCGAGCUGUUUGUGGACGCAUAGCUGGUGUGAUUGCCAAAAAAUAUGGAGAUACAGGCUUUGCAGGACAGCUAAAUUUUGUUUUCAAAGGAAGUGCUGGACAGUCCUUUGCCUGCUUCCUAACUCCUGGAAUGAAUGUACGACUGGUGGGGGAGGCUAAUGAUUAUGUUGGAAAGGGUAUGGCUGGUGGAGAGCUUGUUAUUACUCCUGUCGAGAACACUGGCUUCUCUCCAGAGGAUGCUACCAUUGUGGGAAACACCUGUCUGUAUGGUGCAACAGGAGGUCAAGUGUUUGUUAGAGGAAAAGCAGGCGAACGUUUUGCUGUGAGAAACUCUCUUGCGGAAGCUGUUGUUGAAGGCACCGGAGAUCAUUGUUGCGAAUACAUGACUGGUGGCUGUGUUGUUGUUUUAGGAAAAGUGGGCAGGAAUGUAGCUGCUGGCAUGACUGGUGGUCUUGCUUAUAUUCUUGAUGAGGACGACACACUAAUUCCGAAGGUAUCUUUCAAUCCUCUCUCUUUCACUUUUUCCAAAGUUAUCCUCUCUCUCUGUGCUAUU